Messenger RNA from Peromyscus californicus insignis, 498 nucleotides. RefSeq names its product regulatory subunit of type II PKA R-subunit domain containing 1 (gene Riiad1). NCBI's taxonomy places the organism in Eukaryota, Metazoa, Chordata, Mammalia, Rodentia, Cricetidae. The transcript has 5 exons. Bases 50 to 328 code for a protein of 92 amino acids. The record is from RefSeq and is a predicted model, not a curated record.
GGGCUUCAUUUCUCCGCGACCCGUCGCCUAGACAACCGACUGCAGCGAGAUGGAGCGGUUACCCGGAGGGAUAGUGGGGCCAGAUCCGGGAGCCCUGAGCCCAGAGCAACUGGAGCAGUUGCGAGACUUCAAGAUCCAGACUCGGAUCGCAAAUGAAAAGUACUUGAGGACCCACAAAGAGGUGUCGCUGCUCAUCAGCGGCUUCUUCAGAGAAAUGUUUCUGAAAAGACCAGAGAACAUCCUGGAAUUUGCCGCGCACUAUUUCACGGAUCCAAGACUUCCCAACAAGAUUCACAUGCAGCUAAUUAAAGACAAGAAAGGAAUCUAAUUAGCAAAGCCACAACACUCAGCUGCUCGGAGAAGCCAGAAGGAAUCCAGCCUUGGGGUCAGCUGGAGGCCUGAGAGCCCUGUUACCGUCACUAUGGGUUUCCAAGCUGUGUGGGCUUCUUCCUGUCACAGAGCUUUCAGAGAUCCCCAUUAAAUCCAGACCUGCCUGCC